Antechinus flavipes (yellow-footed antechinus) is the source of this 1743-nucleotide messenger RNA. It is a transcript of the gene CREB3, whose product is annotated as cAMP responsive element binding protein 3. Bases 128 to 1240 code for a protein of 370 amino acids. Gene Ontology annotation, biological process: regulation of transcription by RNA polymerase II. Lineage: Eukaryota; Metazoa; Chordata; Mammalia; Dasyuromorphia; Dasyuridae. The transcript has 10 exons. Gene Ontology annotation, molecular function: DNA-binding transcription factor activity, RNA polymerase II-specific; RNA polymerase II cis-regulatory region sequence-specific DNA binding. The record is from RefSeq and is a predicted model, not a curated record. Gene Ontology annotation, cellular component: nucleus.
UGGAUCUGGGUGGAGAUUUGGAAAAGGCUACUCAAGCUGGAGGGAUCCGACCCGGGUGAUAGUGGAACCCCAAAUUUGGCCAGUCCGUAUAGAAGCGGAAGGAAGGGGGAUUUUUUUCCCCUUCUAGAUGUCCACCAUGGAGGCCUUCCUGGACCCAGAUGACAAAGACCUACUGGAUUUCCUGAAGGAGGAAGGGGGAGAUCUGUGGGGCAUAUCUGGGGAGGGGCAAGAGGUCCAGCAGGAUGAUGAGAUGCUAUCUCCUGAAGUGCUGAAUGAAUGGGAGGCAGAAGAUUUCCUGAUGUCCCUGCUAAGCCCCCCCACCUCACCAUCCCUCCCAAGUCCUUCUAGCUACAGCUUCAUUCACAUUGAUCACACCUACUCCCUGAGCUGCAAUGUACAGGCUUCUUCCCAAGAUGUAUGCAUUGAUCUAGAUAAUAGGAGUCUUGAGGAUGUGGCUGAAGAAACAAGGGUCUCUUUUGAGAUGGAAGAAAUUACCUUUAAGCACGAAUUUCCUCAGUUGAUAUUGACAGAUGAAGAGAAAAGGCUGCUAGCAAAAGAGGGAUUGACCCUUCCUGAAACUCUCCCCCUUACUAAGGCAGAGGAGAAAAUCUUGAAACGAGUUCGGAGGAAGAUUCGGAACAAACAAUCAGCUCAAGAAAGUAGAAGGAAGAAGAAAGUGUAUGUGGGAGGGCUGGAAAAUAGGAUCAUAACUUGCACAGCCCAGAAUCUGGAAUUACAGAAGAAAGUCCACCUCUUGGAAAAGCAGAAUUUGUCCCUUUUGGAUCAGCUAAAGAAGUUCCAGUCUUUGGUAGCUGAGAUGACAACUAAACCCACUAGCAAUAGCACUUGCAUUGUGGUCCUGCUCUUCUCCUUCUGCCUCCUCCUCUUCCCUGCCAUGUAUCCCUCUGAGAUUCGGGGCCACCAGCCAGCAACUGUCAUGCUGUCCCGUCAGAUCCGAUCUCUUCGCAGUGAUAAUCUCUCCCUUUUCCUGGAAUAUCCUGGCUGGCCGACAGACGAGAAAUCAGAGGUCACCUUCAAUCCAUCAGCAGAUGCAACAACCUCUCUAGCCCCAGGAAAUUCUUCCUCUGAUUCUUUUGCUGGAACAAGUGAUGAACAGAUUUUGAUGCCACCAGACCUAGACCACUCUACUCUUCUGCCUUCAGAGGCCACCAAGAAGCAGGGCUGGGCCCCUACUACACCCACUAUCAUUCUUCGAGGACGGCACUCCAAUGAGAUGUGAUUAUAGAGGCAGAAAUUAAGAUGCUGGGCAGACUGAGUUGCCGUAGGAAAUGCCCAGAAUACCAGGGAACACUGAACAGGCAAAAGUUGAAUGGUUUAGUAUAUACAUAUGCUAUCUCCUCAUACCUUGUAUUAUUUCCUCAUACUUUGUGAGCUCCACGUUGUAGAUAGCAAUAAAAAUGAUGUAUCUGAGGCUGGCCCUCCCAGACCUGAGAAUUCAUAUUAUACUCUUAAUGAGUUUUUUGGGUCUUUUAUUUGUAUAGCUAUGCCCACUUCCCCAUCCACUUUUGGGUGAGGAGUCUGGCUCAGGGCAUAGGGGUAGGAAGGGGAGUAGCUGAACUUUUGUUAGCAUUCCAUGCAGCAAAGAAUUGGGGAGUGGAGGAAGGGGAAAUAAAUAAGUGAUUGUGGUGCUUGUCUUUCCCACCCCCAAGGCUCUGCUGGGGGAAGUGGGUGGUAAGUGAUUGUCCUGAUGGCUCAGGGUUGCAGAUGGGGAGGGGGAAGGUG